Eutrema salsugineum is the source of this 637-nucleotide messenger RNA. RefSeq names its product senescence associated gene 20. Bases 73 to 561 code for a protein of 162 amino acids. The transcript has a single exon. The record is from RefSeq and is a predicted model, not a curated record. Lineage: Eukaryota; Viridiplantae; Streptophyta; Magnoliopsida; Brassicales; Brassicaceae.
UAACAAAUACAUAAAAAAAGAGAGAACCUUUCUUUCUCUUCAACACCAACCCUGUUCAAAGUUCCGAGCAAAAUGGAAGCACACAGAGGAGAGCUUUUGAAAACAGAAACCCCGGAAAUGAAAAACAGGGGAGCCAUAGAGUUACUCUACAGAGCGUUGCAGCAAGGGGACACAUCGACGGUGGCCAAACUGGUGGCCAGUGAUGUAGAAUGGUGGUUCCAUGGACCGCACCAUUGUCAACACAUGAUGAGGCUGCUAACAGGGGAACAACCGAGCCAGGUUUCCUUCAGGUUUGAGCCAAGCAACGUACAAGUCGUAGUGCCCGGUCAUGGCUGCGUGAUUGCAGAAGGAUGGGAGGGUUCACACGUGUACUGGGUUCACGUGUGGAAGUUGAAAGACGGAGUGGUCACUGAGCUAAGGGAAUAUUUCAACACAUGGCUCACUGUUACGGAUUGCAGUCUUGGCGCAAUAGGAUGGGACAUGGGGCGUUGCACGGUUUGGGAGAGCGUACCAAGGGACCUGGCUCGCGGUUCGUUACCUAGCUUGCUGCUAGCUAUUUAACCAUACAGACCAAAGACUAAACUGACACACUUAUAAUUUUGUGUCUGUCUGGUAAUUUCUUUGCUUUUAUGGAAAA